Messenger RNA from Babesia bovis T2Bo, 491 nucleotides. Its product is annotated as DNL zinc finger domain containing protein. The transcript is spliced from 4 exons. The record is from RefSeq and is a predicted model, not a curated record. Bases 32 to 490 code for a protein of 152 amino acids. Gene Ontology annotation, cellular component: mitochondrion. Gene Ontology annotation, molecular function: protein-folding chaperone binding; zinc ion binding. NCBI's taxonomy places the organism in Eukaryota, Apicomplexa, Aconoidasida, Piroplasmida, Babesiidae. Gene Ontology annotation, biological process: protein folding; protein stabilization; protein import into mitochondrial matrix.
GGAUAUAUAUAUAUAUAUGUUACAUUAAUCUAUGAUGGCCCGAGUAAUACGUUGGACACAUCGAAACAUAAUAGAUAUAUCGCACCGAUUGUUAGUGAAACAAUUUAAACCUUUAGGGUUAAAACGAUUUUAUUCUUCCGGUGAUUCAAAUACCCCUAUUUUGGGGCGUACUUCUCAAUUACCUAUAGCCAAACCGGGUUCUGAUAGGCUAAUUGCCAUCUUCACGUGCAAAAUCUGUUCCUUGAGGAGUGCUAAAUCAUUUUCCAAGAAGGCAUAUAACUUUGGUAUUGUAUAUGUCAAAUGUUCAGGAUGCAGUAACUUGCAUUUAAUAUCUGACCAAUUAGGUUGGUUUGGUGAUACGAAGGAGAAUAUAGAGGACAUACUGCUUCGUAAUGGAGAGAAUAUACAUAAGGCCGAACUAGGGGAGGAUAUACCGGAAGAAGACAUUAAAAUAAUGGAGAGUCUGAAAGGUACCAAACAUUUUGAUUGAA